This is a messenger RNA of Mugil cephalus (flathead mullet), 1169 nucleotides long. RefSeq names its product fibroblast growth factor 17 (gene fgf17). Gene Ontology annotation, molecular function: type 2 fibroblast growth factor receptor binding; type 1 fibroblast growth factor receptor binding; growth factor activity. The record is from RefSeq and is a predicted model, not a curated record. The coding region runs from base 345 to 989 and encodes 214 amino acids. The transcript has 5 exons. Gene Ontology annotation, biological process: positive regulation of cell population proliferation; positive regulation of protein phosphorylation; animal organ morphogenesis. Lineage: Eukaryota; Metazoa; Chordata; Actinopteri; Mugiliformes; Mugilidae. Gene Ontology annotation, cellular component: cytoplasm.
GUGCCGGUGAGACAGAGGGCUUUUUAAAACCUGGAAUUAACUCAAGGAGACGCACACUGGGGCCAUAGUGAUGUAGUGUAAAGACAACAAGAGAAAUAAGAGCUUUCUUUGUCAUAUAUAUAUUUAAAUAAUGGACGUAUGUCCUUUUGACGCGCAGUUUAUUGCGCAGGCUUUUUGAUAAAUCAGAGGGGAAAUAACUGCGGGACUUCUGUGGCUGUGGAUGGACAGUUCGGGAGAGCACAUGCAAAGACUGCGGGAACUGUUGGAUUUAUUUACCGCAUCCUUCUGGGAUUUAUCUGCUUCAAGAAUCCCUUCUUUCUUAAUCGGAUGAAAUAACGAGGAGAAUGUAUGGAAUAAACCAGCGCUGCAUUUACAUAUCAUUUCAUUUCUUCGUGCUGUGGUGCCACGCUCAGGGGGAGAAUCACCCGUCUCCUAAUUUUAACCAGUAUGUGAGGACGCAGGGCGCAGUGACGGACCAGCUCAGCCGCAGACAAGUCAGGGUUUACCAGCUCUACAGCCGCACCAGCGGGAAACACGUCCAGAUUCAGGGCAAAAGGGUCACUGCCACCGCCGAGGAUGGAAACACGUACGCUCGCCUGUUUGUCGAGACGGACACGUUUGGCAGUCGAGUGAGGAUAAGAGGUGCAGAAAGUGGGCGCUACCUCUGCAUGAACCGGAAAGGGAAACUUGUUGGAAAGCCCAACGGCCGGAGCAGGGACUGUAUCUUCACAGAGAUUGUACUGGAGAACAAUUACACAGCCUUCCAGAAUGCCAAAUAUGAGGGCUGGUAUGUGGCUUUCACCAGGAAAGGGCGGCCCAUCAAAGCGUCCAGGACGAGGGAGAACCAGAGAGAGGUUCAUUUCAUCAAGAGGCUCCACACGGGCCCGCCGCCUUUCCCCAACACGGACCAAAGCAAACACUUUGAGUUCAUCCGAUUUCCGGCCACACGUCGAGCAAAGCGGAACAGGAAAUCACGCACCUCUUCCUAACGCACAGCAGCAGCAAUGGACUGAUGACAGUUGUGAUAUAGUUAGACACAGAUGGGAUUUUAUUUUUGUAUAUUUUUGAUAGGUAAAAAGAUUGCUCAGAUGCCAUAAAUCUAAAGUAAUAUUGCUGUAAAAUGAUCAUGUGUAAAUACUGAAAGAGUAAAGCAGAUGGGUUAUAUUUAA